Messenger RNA from Quercus robur (English oak), 2326 nucleotides. RefSeq lists its product as uncharacterized. Gene Ontology annotation, molecular function: cyclase activity. The coding region runs from base 413 to 2173 and encodes 586 amino acids. The transcript has 2 exons. The record is from RefSeq and is a predicted model, not a curated record. Gene Ontology annotation, biological process: sesquiterpene biosynthetic process. Lineage: Eukaryota; Viridiplantae; Streptophyta; Magnoliopsida; Fagales; Fagaceae.
CAAAAGAAGAACAAAACACAGACGUAACAGUUUCUUUGCAAUUACUGAAAGUUGAAAAUACUUCAAAAUUUCUAAACAAAUCAACACCUUGUUACUUUGUGCCGGCCAGACGCGGCUAAGCUCUUUGAUUAUGUUGAUGAUGAAGAAGAAGCUGAAGACGAACAGUAUCUCUGUUUCUCUGAUGAGCAGCAACCUUCAGAGGUAAAAGGUGACAAUCUGACACAUCAUUGACUGUUUUCUAAAUCGGAGCAGUGGGAUUUAGCAUUCUGGGAUCAUUUAGGAUUGGCAUCAGUGUAGAGUCCCAGUGGUUUGUGGGCUUUUUGAUUAAGAACUUUUGGAAUCUCCACUGGGACUUUUUGAUCUAGAACUUUUGGAAUCCAAGAGAUCCGUAAAAGUCAAAUUUAUCUGUAAAAUGAUUCCAACUAGUAAUGGGGGAGACUUAAUGGAAGUUCAAGAAGACUUGGCCUCAAGUUCGACCCCGUAUGCUUAUACGGCCAAUGAAAAUGGUGCUCUUCAAAUUUCAACAUCCCGAAAGGGACUGCUAAGUGAUGAAAAUCCUAGAAGAGGGAAUAAGGGCAGGUUAUCAAUUACUCCCAGUAAACUAAGCUUACUGAAAAUCAAGUCAAGUAGUAAUUUAGCUUCCCCAUCAGCUAAAGUUCAGCAUAUUGCAGAGGAAAAUGAUGAAACCCCACGAUCUGUACCUUCUUCCAGUAGUCAAGGUUUCCAAAAACGUUUCAGUGGGAUUCUAGCUAAGAAAAUUAAUUGGGAGUCCCUGAUGACAAUCGGUAAAGAAUGGAUCAAGAACCCUUUAAACAUGGUUCUUUUUUUAUGGAUAAGCUGUGUUGCUGUUUCAGGAGCGAUCCUAUUUCUCGUUAUGACAAAUAUGUUAAAUGGUGCCCUGCCACAGAAGUCACAGAGAGACACCUGGUUUGAGGUCAAUAAUCAAAUUCUCAAUGCUCUUUUUACUCUCAUGUGUCUGUAUCAACACCCAAAGCGGUUCCACCACCUUGUGCUUCUGUGCAGAUGGAAGCCUAAGGACAUCUCUGCACUCAGAAAAAUAUACAGCAAGAAUGGCACUUACAAGCCAAAUGAACGGGCCCAUAUGAUGGUGGUAGUUGUGUUACUCCAUGUUAAUUGCUUUGCUCAGUAUGCCUUAUGCAGCCUUAACUUGGGAUACAAAAGAUCCAAUCGACCUGCUGUGGGUGUCGGUAUCUUUCUGUCUGUUGCAAUUGCUGCCGCAGCAAUAGCAGGUUUGUAUUCCAUUUUAAGCCCCCUUGGAAAGGAGUAUGACUCUGAAGUUGAUGAAGAAGCGCAGGUUCAACCUCUUACUAAUGGCACUAGUUGGUCCAGCCAACUAACAAAGAAGUCGUUAGAAAAAAGAUUUUCAUUUGCAUCGAGAACUGAGCAGAGGAUUAUUGAGCAUGCACCCAAAUGGAGUGGGGGCCUAUUUGAUAUUUGGGAUGAUAUUUCUAUAUCUUAUCUCUCUCUUUUCUGUUGUUUUUGUGUUUUUGGGUGGAAUAUGGAAAGACUUGGGUUUGGGAAUAUGUAUGUUCAUAUUGCAACUUUUCUCCUCUUUUGCAUGGCUCCAUUUUGGAUCUUCAAUUUGGCUGCUGUCAAUAUUGAUGAUGAGACCAUGAGGGAAUGUCUUGCAUUGACUGGUGUCGUGCUUUGUGUGUUCGGUUUACUCUAUGGUGGAUUCUGGAGGAUCCAAAUGAGGAAGAGAUUCAACUUACCUGCAAAUAACUUUUUUUGUGGAAAACCUGCAGUUGCAGAUUGCACACUGUGGCUUUUCUGUUGUUGGUGCUCCCUUGCUCAGGAGGUUCGUACAGCUGAUUUCUAUGAUAUUGUGGAAGAUAAAUUUUGCAGAAAACAGAAGGACGAGAAUGGCCAGCCGGCACUUUCCCCUUUACCACGUGAAGGUGGAGCAGUUCAAUCCAGAUACAGUUCAACUUCUUUACAUUCAAACAACCCUAGGUUGUCUAAGCUCAGGACUGAAAACUCCCCAGGUCCAAGCAGACUUUCAAACUAUCAUAAUAGUCCCAAUGGAAAGCUCCUCCUGGUCGAGGAGUUUUCUGAAGAAGGUCUAGAGAAUUUUAUGAAGCCACCUGAUCUAUCAUCAAUGCAGAGAGAUGAAAUUCCAUUGAGGCAUUCAGUAGACGCUCAAGUGCCAUAGUGCUUAUGGUGCUGGGAAUCAAUGUAAUGCCAUGUCAAUUUUUUAUAAACUCCUUUUUGUUGUUCAUCUUUGUACUUUCAUAGCUUCUAGCAUGUGUAAUUUGACGUGUCCUUGUUAUACACUAAUCAGCCUAAGUACCAUCUUCAAUCUUCA